ACCUCCAACGACCUUGAAACCGACCUCCUAACGCACCUAACCACCACGCCGGCCCUCGACGACCUGCACAGCACGCUCCUCGCGGCCCUGCAACGCACCGGCUGGACCGAGAAGAUCCGGCGGCUGGCCCAGGAACUCCUGCGGGGGGGACGGUGCGAGCGGUUCGACGAGGUGAUCGAGGCGGUGGUCGCGUCCGCCGAGGGACGACGGCAUCCGUCGCUCCACUCGCCCAGCAGAACCAAUACCAACGGGGCAGCGGGCAUCAAGAAUGAAGAUGAGGAUGCCUCGGAUCACGCUGCGAAUGGGCGGAAGGACGCCAGCGGCAGCGGCGAUAAUGCAGCGUACUUUGAAACUGUGGAUGUGCGGAUCCCCUCCGCCGUCGUGGAGCAGGGCGUCCGCGCCCUCAAGGAGGUUCUGCGCGAGGUGGUGAUCCUCGAGGGGGAUGGGGAU
Molecule: messenger RNA, 450 nt
Organism: Aspergillus japonicus CBS 114.51
Lineage: Eukaryota; Fungi; Ascomycota; Eurotiomycetes; Eurotiales; Aspergillaceae
Exons: 1
Source: RefSeq, a predicted model, not a curated record